Ahaetulla prasina is the source of this 6113-nucleotide messenger RNA. RefSeq names its product Sin3A associated protein 30 (gene SAP30). The record is from RefSeq and is a predicted model, not a curated record. Gene Ontology annotation, cellular component: histone deacetylase complex. Gene Ontology annotation, biological process: regulation of DNA-templated transcription. The transcript is spliced from 4 exons. Bases 2271 to 2954 code for a protein of 227 amino acids. Gene Ontology annotation, molecular function: protein binding; transcription coregulator activity. NCBI's taxonomy places the organism in Eukaryota, Metazoa, Chordata, Lepidosauria, Squamata, Colubridae.
UCAAGUCACCACAUUCAUUGUCUCUAGUCCAUCCAGGAUCAAAUAUCUUCAAUUGAUUCUUAAUAAUGAGACUUUUCCUUAAAAUAUUAAUUGGGAUCUUUCCUAACAAUUGGAUUUUAUUUCCCAGAAGUUGUAAGUUCCUGUUGUGUAUAUCUCCACAGCAUUUGUUGUACAAAAUACAUCUUCUGUAAAUUGUAAUGUAACAUCUCUUAACAUUUGUUUUCCAAUUGGAUAUGAUAAAUCUAUUCCCCAAUCUCCUUCAAUCUUCUUGAAAAAGUUGAAUUCAUAACUAGUCAAUUCUAUCAACUUUGAAUCUUUAAAAUCCAAACUUUUCUCAGAGUCCCCUUGCCAACUUGUAUUUUUCAAGGCCAGCUCAUCUUUCAGGUCUUUCAGCGAUAAAUUACUAAAUUUACAUCUAAAUAAAGUUAGAUGUAAAUCAAAUCAGAUCUCUUUCACUACCCAAAGAUUACCAUGUCUUCCAAGUGGAAAAAGUGGAAGUGAUUUAUGGGAACUAUUAAUAUAAUUUUAAAAAAAAACAUUAAAAACCUUUAAAAUCCAGCAGAGGGUUAAACUAAAUCAGCAUUCCCCCAUUAAUUAAUUGAAGGUAAAAAAAAAGCGGGGGAAAUAAAAAACAUGGUAUCUGGACACCAUGAAAGCUGACAUCAGCCAAAGCAUGGAAAAACUCAAAGCAAUGCAAGAUCAGAAGAGAUGGGAGACUUGAUCCUUAGAAUCAAGUCUGACUGAAGACAACCCUUUUGCUGCCUAAUGUUGGUAAGUUUCUUUUUUGCAUUCUACAUACUUAUUUCAUAUGUCUUUAGUAUAGCUAUUAGAAAAUACAUUUUAGAAAGUAUGUACUGCUAUAUUAAAAUUAGUGUUAAUAAAAUUAUUAUUAACUUUUAUGAACUACCUUGAAAGUUAAUUUAGUUGAAUAAUGGCCGUAUUUUCUUAUUCAAAUGAUUUGUAUUUUCCCUAUAGGGAAGAAAUAUUCUAUUAAGUUCGACUGUUGGUAGAAUAUUUUCUAUAAGACUACCUCCUCCUGAACCGAGAAAACGCUUCGCACAAAACCGUCUUGAACGAAGUCUACACCAAGCUGAAAGAGUCACGCUUUUAAAAGGCGCUUCUAGAAAAUGCAGCAAGUUGGGAGAUCUGCUCAGUCACGGAGAACAGCAACUGCAAGCACCGCGCUUUAUUGCUUCCAGGAGACAGACUGCAGCAAAAGACGACAAAGCAACGGCUCUCUUUUCCCCCUCCCGAAACCGUCAGUACAGAUUUCAAACAUCAACGGCUGCAGAAAGCGCCGCCCCUUCUAACCAGGUGUCCUCUAACAACGUCAGUUAGAGAGACUUAGUACAGGGUACUGCGCGUAUUGCCGCGUAAGACCUUUCCAUAGCCAUUCCAGUGUAAUAAGUCGAAGGAGAUCUUGUUUUCGUGCUUCCGCCUAGUAAGACGACAGGAAAGAAGAGGGGCCGCUCAUUCGCCGCCUUUUCGAAGGCUACUCGCCACAGCCAGUAAAAUGGUUUGCGCACGCGCGUCCAAGCGAACACCCGCUAAACCGCCGUGUUCGAUCACUUUGUAAAUACAGUCCUGCUUAACCCAGAGAUGCAUUUUGGGAUUUGUAGUCCGUACUCUCGCUUCUUUAAUGGGAGGCGGGACGGAAAAACUACUUUUCCCGAGAAGCCCCGGGGAAGAUGAGGCAAGGCGGAGGAGAAAAACAGCACUGGGGAAGGUUGUUGCUAUUGCAAUUUGGAAACAACCGAAAAGUCUACAGCAGGUUGAAAAGAGUGCGGAAAGGAGCAAACGGAGUUGACCUGUCCGUAGCUUUAGCAAGGAAGGAGACGGAAUUUUAAUUACUUCGGGGAGGCAAGAGUCUGGAGCCGCGGCUGCUUCGGGGGAAAAGCUUUGCUUUUUACAGAGAGAAAGGAGGCGGGAAGGUGACGUUUCUCGCUCUCCCCUCAGUGUCAGUCUUGGGAGCAAGAGGAACGGGCAUUUUGUACCACUCUCAUCUACAGGACUCGGGGCGUGUCCGACUUUGUCUUUCCCACAUUGCAGUGUAGCCUUUGCCCCCUUGGCAUUGCGAGGGGACUGCGAGAGCCCAAAGGAGUGCAAGAGGCCGAGUGGCCUUCCUCCCAUCCCCUCCUGACAAAAGGAGACGGAGGCGGUGUCUGGAGGGGGGGCGGAAGCGUCAGUAGCAGGAACGCCGCCCAGUUGAGUUACUUUACUUCAGUGGGUUAGUCUUACCGGAGCAAGCCCGCACCUUAAGCAAGCGGGCGAUGAACGGCUUUGGCCCCGAAGAGGUGACCCGCGGCGGGGGAGAAGCCGCCGCCGUCCCGGCCGUUGUAGCUAACGCCACCGCCGCGGUGGAAGUCCUGCCGCCCCCGCCACCCCUUCCGCAGCCGGCGGCCGGGCUGGGAGCGACUUCGUCGGCUGCUGCUGCGACAGCCGCGGGCUCAGCCGGUCCCCUUGGGACUGCAGGACCCGGUGCUGGGCAGUUAUGCUGCUUACGGGAGGAGGGCGAGAGAUGUAACCGAGCUGCGGGCAACGCUAGCUUCAGCAAGCGGAUCCAGAAGAGCAUCUCGCAGAAGAAGGUGAAGAUCGAGCUGGACAAAAGUGCAAGACAUCUUUAUAUUUGUGAUUUCCACAAAAACUUAAUCCAGAGUGUCAGAAACAGAAGAAAGAGAAAAGGCAGUGAUGAUGAUGGUGAUUCACCAGUGCAAGACAUCGACACUCCAGAGGUUGAUCUGUUUCAGCUGCAAGUAAACACACUAAGAAGAUACAAAAGGCACUUCAAAUUACAGACCAGACCCGGACUUAAUAAAGCACAACUUGUUGAAAUAAUUGGAUGUCAUUUUCGGACUAUUCCAGUGAAUGAAAAGGAUACCUUAACCUAUUUCAUCUAUUCAGUGAAGAACGACAAGAACAAAUCUGAUCUAAAAAUAGAUAGCAGUGUUCACUAAAUAAACAAACUUAAGACUUACAGACCUAAAGACUGGUUUGGAUGUGCUGAGCUUUUUUUGUAUUAGUAUUCAGAGUAUUCUGAUGUUAUUUUUCUUGGGAAAAUACUAUUCUCAUAAAUUAGGUUUCCAUGAUGAAAGUAUUUUAAAUAAAUACUGUUGAUGUCCCUGUGCCUAUAGCUGAAUAAUAUCUGACAUUUGUGUAAGCUUUAAUAUUAAAGCUCCAUUUCAUUUAUUGAAAUCAGAAUUAUGUCCAAAGAAUAUUUUAAGGCCUUUAUGCAUCAGAGCUCUUAUAUUUUCUCAGGUAUAUUUUUUAAAAUUCUUAAUACCUUUCUAAGCAAAAUUUAAAGAUUAUGUAAGGCCACACACUUUACACUUCUAGAGAUUUGUCAUUUGACUAAAUUCGUACCUGUUUGUGUAAAAGCCUGGGAAACAUUGAUUUGCAAACUCUUUUAUGCUAAGUAGUUUUGUAUGAUGUCUGAAUUCAUUGAUCGUUGAGUCUGCAUUGCAGCUGCAGAGGAUUAUCACCUUAGAAAGGAAGAACUUUGAAUUAAACACUAGAACUACUUUUGUUUUUCAAAAUAUACUUCAUCCAUUUGAAUGUUGCUCAUGCUUUUUAAAUGCAUACAGAUUUUAUAAUGAAAGUGGUUGAGCAAGGAUAAGUAUAUUUAGCUAUAACAUUCCUUGGUGUCUUUGUAUGAUUUUGAAUAUUUGAUCUCAGAUUUGAGUGACCUCAGAUGCUCUUGUUUGCAUCCUUUGUCCUUUAUGUUGUAUGAUGAAAGUAAUGAUAAAGACAGUUCUUGUUUUUUCAUCUUAAAUUUAUUUUAUUGUCUGUAAAAUCUGUAUGCAUUUAAAAGGGAGUUAGGCUUGUUUGAAAACUCCAAGCAUGAUUUGCCCUCUGUGCCAUGCCUAUUCUAAAUCGUGAUUUAUACGACAUUAUUAAGGCUCAUUUGUGGCCUUAUGUUAAGGAACCAACAUUUCCUUUUUAUUUUAAAUAAGCUCAUUAUUAGGGUAUGUAGCAUUCUGGAUAGGAAGCAAAAAAGGUGUUUUUGAGAUGCAUGAUAAUGCAUUCUGAAUCUGAGAGCCUGCAUAUGAUGCUGCAUUUGUUUUCUGGGCUUGCCCAGUGUCUGUAAAGAUUCAGAAAAAGAAUCAUUUUUAACUAAGGAGGAACUGGCAUUGAUAAGCAUGGCAUUAUAUCUCAAAGACAUACAUAUUUUCCUGAAAUCAUGUGGCUGCUAUGCAGUGUCUUUGAGGAAAUACCAAGAAGCAUAAUCAUGCUUGGUAUUUCUUCAAACAGCCAGGACCUUUACUUUUCACAUAAUGUGCUGGAAGUCUCUACUUACCUAUUAUAUUACAGUCUAUAAUAACAAACCAUUUGAUUUUGUGGUCAGAAACUAUAAUUUUAUUGGUAAUGUCUUGAAUUGCUGACCUAACUGCUACACUUUUAUAACUGAUUUAUUUUCUUCAGUAGCAUACAAAGAAAUAUAGUCCUCGACAUUUGACCACAACUGAGCCCAAAAUUUCUUUUGCUAAGCAAAGAAUAGACAAUCAGAAAUAAACAAGUGAUUGCCGCAACAGUUUGCCAGUUGGCUUCUACAUUGCCAAGCAUUGCAGGACAAUAUAUUUCAGGAAUGUUCAUCAGAGUUGUGACAAGAUUUGUAUUUUGGGAAUUAAUUGCAGAUAUUUACUUUAUGACAUGCAUGUUGUAAGGCCACUCAACUCACACAAUGUGAUCUGGGUUGAAAACAAAAGCAAAAUACAUUAUUUUUAAAAAAAUUCCAAUAAAUAAAAUGUAAAUGUUAUAUGGCAAAGAAAUAAAAUAAUUAAACAAAGUCCACUUGACCCAAAUGUUGGUAAAUGAAUCAGGGUAUAGCAGAAGUACAGUUUGAUAGACCAUGGCUGGAUGUGAAAAAUAUUUUGUUCACCCAAUGAUGCCCUAUCAGAUCUUCCUGCUAAGUUUAAAUCUCUAUUCCUCACAAUCCUGUCUACUGUGUUUCUCCAAAAAUAGGACCUACCCUGAAAAUAAACCCUAGUUUGGUUUUUAAAGCAUGUGCCUAAUAUAAACCCUACCCCAAAAAUAAGCCCCAGUGAAGGGGAGUGGGCAUGGCCAGCACAGGAGUUGAUUCCCUGUCCAAGGAGCAGAUGGAGGCAGAGGCACAGGUGGGGGAGGCAGGCCAUGUGCCAUGCCUUGUGCCAUGCCAUGGGAAAGACAAGAGUCGGCCCGGAGGCUCUGUAGCAGCACCAGCAGCAGGAGGAGGCAGAGGCAUGGGGGGGGGAAGGCAGGUGACCUGGAAGCACCACAUGGGCUUUGGGAAGCCAAGAGUCAGUGGGUUGGUGUCUCUUGGCUUGCCUGCAGUCAGCACAGCGUGUUGGGAUUGCCUGCCUUUCACCCCAUGCAUGUCUGCUGCCAGUGCCACCACGUGAAGACAAGCCUCCUACAGCCGGCUGCCUGCUUAACCCACUGACUUGGCUUGCCUGCAGUUUGUGCAGCACAUCCGGAUUGCCUCCCCACCCCCCGCCUCUGCCUCUGUCUGCUGCUUGAACAGGGAAUCAACUCACCUGCUCUGCACAGGCUGCACCGCACAAGUGUCUGUCAACCAAGAGAUUAGGCUGCAGCUGCUGCCGGAUACCGUCAGUUCCCAUGUGCUUGCCAUCUUUGGGCGUGCUGGGGGGGGGCAUGCUGAUCACCCUGAAAUCGUGUUUCCCCAAAAAUAAGCCCUAGUGCUUCUUUUGGAGCUCCCCCAAAAUAUAAGACUGGGUCUUAUUUUUAGGUAAACAUGGUAUCUCACUGCACAUUGUCUCCCAGUCUUGAAUUACUUUUAUCUAUAGCUCUUCCAAUACAUGUAGUAAGAUGGAGCCAGUGAGUGAGGAGUGCUUAGUAAUUAUAUUUGUAUUAUUAUAAUGUCGAGUUUGACAAGUUAACAGAUUAAUAUUGAAACUGUAAUAUUAAACAAGAAUUUAUAUUUAGGCCAUACAGUCAUAUUCAUGUUUAUGUCCCUUUAUUCAAUACAGUUUGUUCUCAAUACACUACAUUUUUAACCUGAAAUUCAAUAUUUAUAAUUAUGAUUUCUUUCCACUAAUUCCACUUAGGUAUUAAAAUCAAUACUGACAUUUUUACAGGUUUCUCUGUAUUUUCGUAGGAGUAAACACUUUUGAAACAAA